AUGGCGAUAUUAUCUCCUUCUUAUCUCCCAUUCAAAGCCAAGAAACUCAAUCUUUACAGAAUCACAGUAACCAUAAUCCUAUGUCCAAUCUUUUAUUUGGUAGGUUUUUAUCAAAGCUCUCGUGGCACUAUCCCUAUUAACACAACAACAUCAUCCUCCAACUCCGUUUUUCUAUGUGCCCCACCAAAUCACAACACCACAACGCUUGACUUUGCCGCACACCACUUUGCUCCGGACCCGCCACCUCAGGUGGAGCGUGCGUAUCACUUCCCUCCAUGUGAUCCUAAAUACAGUGAGAACACCCCAUGUGAGGAUCUUGAACGUUCGCUGAAAUUUGAUAGGAAUAGAUUUAUAUACAGAGAGAGGCACUGCCCCGAAAGCCAUGAGAUUUUGAAGUGUCGUGUGCCGGCUCCGUAUGGUUAUAAGGUGCCGUUUAGGUGGCCGGAGAGUAGAGAAUUGGCAUGGUAUGCUAAUGUGCCCCAUAAGGAGUUGACGGUUGAGAAGAAGAACCAGAAUUGGGUCCGUGUUGAAGGUGAGCGGCUCAGGUUCCCGGGUGGUGGAACCAUGUUUCCUCGCGGUGCUGACGCCUAUAUUGAUGAUAUAGGGAAGUUGAUCAAUCUCAAAGAUGGGUCAAUAAGGACUGCCAUUGAUACUGGUUGCGGGGUUGCAAGCUGGGGAGCUUUCCUUCUCUCAAGGAACAUUCUAACAGUAUCGUUUGCACCAAGAGACACUCAUGUGUCUCAGGUGCAAUUUGCUCUUGAACGUGGAGUCCCUGCAUUGAUUGGAAUUAUUGCUUCCAUUAGGCUACCUUACCCUUCAAGAUCUUUUGACAUGGCUCAUUGCUCACGCUGCCUCAUUCCUUGGGGUCAAUAUGAUGGACAAUACAUGAUUGAGGUUGAUAGAAUUCUACGUCCCGGCGGAUACUGGAUUCUAUCCGGGCCACCAAUUAAUUGGGAAAAUCAUUGGAAAGGCUGGAAUAGAACACGUGAAGAUCUUGGAGCAGAGCAAUCUCAGAUUGAGAAAGUAGCCAAAAGCCUAUGCUGGAAAAAAUUGGUGCAAAGAAAGGAGAUUGCUAUUUGGCAAAAACCCACUAAUCAUAUUCAUUGCAAAAUGAAUAGGAAGGUGUUCAAGCGUCCACUCUUUUGCAAGUCACAAAAUCCUGACAUGGCGUGGUACACCAAAAUGGAGACUUGUUUGACACCGCUGCCUGAAGUGUCAAACAUUAGAGAUAUAGCUGGUGGGCAGUUAGCAAAAUGGCCAGAGAGAUUGAAUGCAAUCCCUCCAAGGAUUAGAAGGGGAAGUUUGGAGGGGAUUACAGCAGAAAAUUUCGUUGAAGAUUCGGAGCUAUGGAAAAAAAGAGUAGCAUAUUACAAGAAGAUUGACUAUCAGCUAGCACAAACUGGACGGUACCGUAACUUGCUCGACAUGGAUGCACAUUUAGGAGGCUUUGCAGCUGCACUUGUUGAUGACCCAGUGUGGGUUAUGAACGUUGUCCCUGUCCAGGCGAAGAUCAAUACUUUGGGCGUCGUUUUCGAACGUGGCCUAAUCGGAACAUAUCAAAAUUGGUGCGAAGCCAUGUCUACUUACCCAAGGACUUAUGACUUGAUUCAUGCUGAUUCUGUUUUCAGCCUCUAUAAGGAUAGAUGUGAUAUGGAAGAUAUUCUGUUAGAAAUGGAUAGGAUUUUGAGGCCAGAAGGUAGUGUUAUUAUCAGAGAUGACGUCGAUAUCUUGCUGAAGGUCAAGAGCAUCAUAGAUGUCAUGCAAUGGGAUGGCAGAAUUGCGGACCAUGAAAGCAGUCCUCACAGGAGGGAGAAAAUUCUUUUUGCAACCAAGCUGUAUUGGACAGCACCAAAACCAGACCAGAAGAAUCAAGGACGACAAGUUGUUUCUUAG
Molecule: messenger RNA, 1893 nt
Organism: Dovyalis caffra
Lineage: Eukaryota; Viridiplantae; Streptophyta; Magnoliopsida; Malpighiales; Salicaceae
Source: the annotation of a GenBank genome assembly